Molecule: messenger RNA, 4845 nt
Organism: Plasmodium knowlesi strain H
Lineage: Eukaryota; Apicomplexa; Aconoidasida; Haemosporida; Plasmodiidae
Product: conserved Plasmodium protein, unknown function
Exons: 3
Coding region: 1-4845 (1614 amino acids)
Source: RefSeq, a predicted model, not a curated record
AUGGAGAGGACCAAAAAGAAAAAUUUUUCCUUCCAAGGGUACUUCAAAAAAUCGCCAGAGUCCACAAGCAAUGAGCAGAAGGAUAACCAGAAGGAUCACGUGGAUGGUGACCACACCAUUGAGGGGGACGAAUCGGAGGUAGGGUUCAGGAGCCCUGUGGAGAUGCAGUUUGGUGAAAAUCCCCUGGGGGUAGUAGCUUAUUACCGUUGCACAGAAGGGAAGCUCACCACUUUGGAAGAUUCCUCCGGGUGCCACAGGUCAGCGUCCAUCCGCAACUAUCGGGAGGAGGAUGCAGACUCUCCGUGGAUGUUCAAGCUAAAAAACAGAGAGUUAGUCGACCUGGAAAACAGGAGGGGAGAAAGGGCCAAGGCAAACUAUUGCUUGAAACUUAGCGGAAAAUCCAAGUUUUACUUGAAAGUGGAGUCGGACAACUGUCUGGAGCUUCUGGGAGGAAAUUACUGCACCAAUGAAAGGGCCAUUAGAAUAAAAAAAGAAAUUUGUAAAAAAUUAGGAAACGAAAACAAUGAAGGAUUUACAUUCCAAAUGUGGAUUGGAAUAGAAGAAGACAAAAUUUUUGUGGAAGAGGAAAAAAAAAAAAAAAAAAAAAAAAAAAAAAAAUAUAUUUGUUUAAUACAAAAAGGGAAGGAGGAAAAGUAUCAGUGGAGUAUACAUCUAGUGAUAGACAACGACGAAUGCUAUUUCCUUAUCGACUUCAGGAAUGAGAAGUUUCGAUUUGAUCCCUUUCCAUUAGGAUAUUUAAAAACAAAAAAAAUCAAUGAUUACUACUGGAGCCACGUGUCUAUUAUUUUUAAUCUAACCAUCGAUCUCAUUUACGUUAUUUUAACUGGAGAGGAUAGUUAUUUCUUACAGGCGUGCAAAAAUACGUACGCCAUUUUUUACAGCAGUGUUCUUUAUCCGACCAACUUUUUUACCGACAGCUCAACGGCGUUGCCUCUUUAUAUCGGGGCCAAACCGUACACUGAGUUUGGGGGUUCCGAUGAGAGUGAGGACAACCCGCAUGCAGAAGAAAUGAAGAUCAAAAGUGGGAGAUCAUCCAAAUCUAGUAGAAUCCACAAAGGAAGUAGCGAAUUUGUAUCCUUCCUCAUCACCGAAAUAAGGCUAUUUGCGUUAAGUAGAUCUGCUGACCUCGUGGUUAAGGAAAGCAGAGCUCUUUUGGAAUGUGCCUGGCUUGGUGGUGCCAAUGAAGGAUUCUCGAACGGGGAGGAAGAGUUGGGGGGGGGACUGAAUGGACUGACAGAACACACCGGCCUGGGUAGCCGGAGUAACCUACCAGAUGGCGAAAAUAGAAAGAGCUCAAAGAAACAUUCAAGAAGGGGAAAAAGUAGUGAAGGGAAGUCGAGUGAUAACCAAUGGGGCAAAGAGAGCAGCGAUGAUGGGGAUGAAUAUGUCGCUAUGUCUAGUGCGAUUGAGGGGAAAGACGGCGCGGAAGGAAGGGACGACAUCAAGAACAGGUGGAAUGAAUUCAACAAGGAGAUUAAGAAGAUGAAGGAGAAAGUCCACAAGUUUAGCGACGAGAUGAAGGGAGGGAGCGAUGGAGGAAGUGAUGACCGGAGUGACUACGAGAGAGAUGCUGGAAAUGCCAAUGAUGCUACCACACCUUCGCUGCACCCUCACGGUGGUCACCCUUCACAGGAGGAUUUCUUUAAAUUCGACUCGGAGGAGGAGCAGGACAAUUUGGGGGAGGACGAUUUUUUUUUCAAACGGGAAAGGAAGAACAGGCCCAACGGCACGACUCCCUCCGGUGAUGAAAUUUUUGUUAAAAAGAAGAAAAGCAAUAUAAACAAGGGGAAGACGGGCAAAUACGAUUCGAAUGAGCCUGCCCAAAUGAACACAGGGGAAAAGAAUUAUCCUGCUUUUUAUUUUAACUUCUCCGAUGAGGGUGGGGAGAAGAGGGAGGAGGCACAAUCGGGUGUCAGGAAGUUAGGUGGACCGGAAGACAGCGAGGAAAAUCUAUCGAUAGAAGCUGGGAAACCAUCCUUGGAAGGAGAAACUCCAUCAGGAAAAGAACACACCCAUUCUGUUAAUCAGGGGAGAAAUUCCCAGGACGGAGUAAAGGGUCCUAUGAAAAAGUAUCUUAACAAAAUUGUGAAGGGGAAAAGUGCAGAUGAUUCAGAAGUAGAAGAAGGUAGGCAUUACAACGAGGAAGAUGUGAACCUACUGCUGAAUGAACUGAAGGAUAAGUUUGAGAGCGAAUUUGUGGACAUCGUCAUAGAGAAACUUGGGCACAAGUUUAAUCUGAAAGAAAAGGACAAAGAAGAAAUAUUUUCUACAUUUAAAUCGAGUGCAAAGACAGAGAAGGAGCAGGUGGACUCGGACUGCAUCAAGGAAAGGUAUCUUGCAUUAGUAAAACUAAGAGAGGACAGACAACAGAACAAACUGCAUGAAGAAAUAAAGGAGGAGUUGAAAAAGAUCAAGGAGCAAUCCAAUGUUGAAAAGAACCUAAGUAGUUACAUCAAGGACAACCAGUUGUUGAAUGAAUACUAUAUAAAAAAGUACAGUUGCACUGGAGGGAAACUCAGCGACAAGGAGAGCGAAGAGAACUUUCCGCAAGAAACAUGGACGUAUGGGAAGAAAUUGUCUGGCGGGAAUGAACAGAAGGAAGGGGUACUCAGUAACUCCAAUUCGAUUAGAGGAGAAUCGCACACCUCUGAUAAGAGUCACUCCAUUGUAAACUUGCAGUAUCAGGACGGAAGCCACGUCUUCGCGGAGGGGGAGAAGGAGAGCAGAUCCAACAGCAGUGAAGAGCUGACCGUACAGAUGGGUACAAAUAUCAAUGGACACUUCCACAUAAAAGAGGAGGGAAAUCUCAAAGAGCGGGUUGAGCAGGAGGAGAAGAAGUCUGAUAUCAGCGAUUUUACUUUUAUGAAGAGCAGCAGUGGGCGUGGCGGUCACGUCAAGCGCAGCGGUGAGUUUGCCAUCCAAAGUAACGAUCCGCCCCUCAUACCGGAGGAGCUCCGAAUAGUCCCGUCGAACGAGAGCGAUUUGCUACCUGAGGAGGGGAAGAACAGGAGAAGCAUCUCCAGCCAUCUUUUGAACGAAGAAGAACUGAAGCAUGGUAACAAUGAAAUCAGCCAAGCAAUAAAAGCAGGGAAACAUUUCUAUCAAUUUAUAUGCCCAUUGACCCCUUAUGAAUUAUUUCUCCUAAGGAGGUUCCACAGAAAGGGAAUAAACGAAGAACUUAAGGAAUUUAGAAAUAAAAAGUACCUCUCUUGUGAUAAGCAACUGAUCCCAACAGGAGGAAUUUGUAGAACUCCCCUAAACGUUGCCUACAUAAAAUACAAAAUAACGAUGAUGAAGUCCAUGUUGAAAAGUAGCCGCAGAUAUAUUCACGAGAAGAAGUUCAAGAAGGGGCUAAAAGUUUGCAUAAAGAAUUCAGAGUACAUCAAGAAUUUUGUCAGAAGCUAUUGUGUGUUGAAAAGGAGGGAACUGAGUCGGAACUCCUCCUCACCGCGGUCCUCCAUAGGAUCUCCUGAGGGAACCCUCUAUCAGUAUUCCGACUUCUACCUGAAUGUAGAUAGCGCAUACAUCACCAUGGACGAGCUAAAGAACAUUUUAAAGACCAAUGUGAGGAAUAUAAUUAUCUGUAAAAUAUUUAUUUUGAUCAAGGAGUACAAAAAGUAUAAGUACAUUGAGAACUCGUCUCUAAUUUUAGCUCUGCAGUCUAUCCUUUGUCGGGUCGUAACGAGUUAUACAUUGUUGAGGAAAAUUUUGAGGAAGUUUAUCCUGUUACUCUUCCUGAGGGGUUGUCUGAGUUGCGUAGAAUCUAUGUGUAGCUUUCUCUUUCUGAUGUACCCUAAGGAACGGAACCAUCCGCUUGUUGCCAAACUGUAUUCCCUCUGUAGAAAUUCCUUUUUAAUAUACUCCACAUGCUACAAGAGCAAUAAAUAUGCCAUGAUUAAUAAUUACGAUAUGAACUUUGAGAAGUGCGUACAAUUUUUUUCUCCAGAAUGGGGCUACUACAUCUACACGACCAGCAACUUUAACAUCUUCUCCUCCAGUGUAAAGUUCAAUGGCUUCUUGAAAAGGGACAUGGACUUCUCCGCCAUAGGGCACGUGGGAGAACAGAAGGAGGGACGACAACGUGAACAACAACAGGAACAACAGCAGGAACAACAGCAGGAACCGGGGGUCAUAUGCGGUAUGAGUAGCCGUUUGGGUAGUUCUGCGGGUAGUGGCAUCAAUGUUGAUGAACCUUUGGGAGGCACACAUCCCCAUAUAGACGUGGAACCCCGGACGGACCUGACGGAGCUACCGAAAGAUGAUCCCCCGAGGGAAUCCACGGACGGAGGAAAACUCGCAAACAUGGAUAUGUGCAAAGAUGUGAGCAAUACAGAAGGAAGGGAACUGAGAGAAAACGAUUUGUACACAUACCUAACAAACUAUGAGAAGAAAAAAAGGAGUUAUUACAUCAUUGAUGAUAAUCUGAGGCGCAUCGACUUCACUAGAAAAGAAACCAACUACAACUUGGAGACCUUUCUCCAGGUGGGGAAUCUGAAUGGAAGCUCAGCAGAGCAGACUAAACGGGACCAAUUGGAUAGACUUAUGAGCAAAGUCAACCGUGACGUAUAUCUGAAUUCUUCCGUCUCCUGCACGAAUGCCAACUUUUUGGGCCAUUGUCCCCACUGCAAGCAUGCCUUCAACUUCUUCACUCGGUCGUGUAAAUUGUGCCAGCGGUAUGUGCACGUGUGCUACUACCUACUCAUUCACUGUACCUACAAGUACCACUGCGAGUUGUGCGACGCAACGUACUCGGAGAAGUGCCUGGAAAAGUUCUCAGAAGGAUUCACCUGCUUUUACUGCGGGUUGUUUUUCAUUCGAAAGUGA